AUGACUACUGAUCUUGGUCAGCUUAUCGUUUCUACUCGGUUUUCAAGUAUCUACCAUAAAGGAAACCGGGCCAUCAAAGUAACACCAAUAGCAUCAGUGGUGAAACCGCACGACCCGCUUGUCGAGCUGGAAUUGCUACGUCGGCUGCAAGGAUCAGGAAACGAACAUGUUAUCCAGCUACUGUCUUCUGAAGUCGAAAACGGCGUAGUUACGCUACAGUUUCCAUAUGUCAAAUUGAACUUGCAUCAGUACCUACUGGAAUUCUAUCAAAAACGUCGUUGGAAUCCUUACCUCCUGGAUGUCAAUCAAAGUACACAGCCAUCUCAACGUAUAAACAAGCUGCCUCUCGAGCAAGCCAUUGAUUUUUUCGAGCAAUUGGCUUCAGCUCUCGAGUUUAUACAUUCAAAGGACAUUAUACAUCGGGAUCUGAAAUUGCAAAACGUUCUGGUGGAUGUGAGUACGGCAAACGCUAUUCCGCGUCUCUCGGUGAUUGAUUUUGGGAUCGCGUAUCACCCUGAAGUGUCCCAGGAACUUCCCGACACCAAGAUCACAGACGUAUCCACUUCAAUCUACAAGGCUCCAGAGUUGUUGUUUAGCGUUAAAAACUACACAGCUGCCGUUGAUAUUUGGGCUCUACUGAUAAUUGUAUCGCAACUGUUCCAAACUAGCAGCUCGAGUGAGAAAUUUAUUCCGGCAUUUGUGGACGACGGAUCUGAAGAGUUGGACCAAGGCAGUGAUAUCCGAUUGAUUUCAUCUAUUUUCCACAGUCUCGGCAUUCCUGCGCUGCAAGAAUGGCCAGAAGUGCGUGAUCAUGGAUCCCCAGCAUUCGAAGGCAUGUUUGGAGCUUCGGGUGACGGUCGUUACAUCGAGUCUCAACCAGAAACCGUUCAGCGAGAAAAGUGCCUGCACUUAUUCCCACGAUUGGAAGAGGUUAGUGAGCCGUCCAGAACGCUUCUUGUCGGCUGUUUACUGCAGAUGACACCAUUUGAAUCCUCCAGAAGAGCCACCUCGAAAGAUAUUGUGCGCUUGUUGCAUGGACUAAGAUGA
Molecule: messenger RNA, 1047 nt
Organism: Lachancea sp. 'fantastica'
Lineage: Eukaryota; Fungi; Ascomycota; Saccharomycetes; Saccharomycetales; Saccharomycetaceae
Source: the annotation of a GenBank genome assembly